AUGGCUCUGUUGAAUGUGCUCGUGCGCGGGUCGGCCGGAGCGCGGGGCGGUGCGCGGGGAGGGGUGCUGCCCCCGUCCCCCGCGCCGCACCCGUCCCACGGCCCCACCGCGCUGCACGUGCUCAAAGCCUUCGUGUUCAUGCUGAUCAUCGUGGGCGCGGUGCUGGGCAACGCGCUGGUAAUCGUAUCUGUCAGACGGCAUCGGAAGCUGCGCGUGAUCACGAACUAUUACGUCGUGAGCUUGGCUGUGGCGGAUAUGUUGGUGGCCCUUUGCGCUAUGACCUUCAACGCUAGCGCUGAGUUAACUGGGGGCUGGCAGUUUGGCCCAAUUGCAUGUGAUGCUUUUAACUCAUUAGACGUGUACUUCUCUAGCGCGUCCAUACUCCAUCUAUGCUGUAUAUCAGUAGACCGAUAUUACGCCAUCGUUCGACCUCUAGAGUACCCCCUGGCUAUGACGCCGCGGACUGUGGCGUUUAUGCUAGCAAAUGUGUGGUUGUGGCCAGCAAUGAUCAGCUUCGUGCCGAUAUUCAUGGGUUGGUAUACAACAGAACAGCACCGGGCUUUCCGUCGCGCGCACCCCGACCAAUGCCCAUUUAAGCCCAAUCUCCCCUAUGCGCUGCUUUCUUCAAGCGUGUCCUUUUGGGUGCCAAGUAUCGUGAUGUUAUCUAUGUACUGCCGCAUCUUUCGUGAAGCGAUACGCCAGCGUGAGGCGUUAGCAAGAACAUCUUCGAACUUGCUGCUAAAUUCUGUGCAUCGGCAUCGCUCGCAGCGGCAGUACUAUCCGCCAGACCUGCACGAUCAGACUGACCCCCUUGAUCCAGCGGGCGCAUCUGAGCCGACUGAUAUGACCGAACUCAGCCCCAGCCCGCGCCGUUCGGAAGCAGGUAGUUCCGGAUAUUGUUCUGGAGGUAUACCGAGCUGCGGUUCCGCUGUCAACGCAAAGGCCGCCACGGAGUUGAACACUCAAGGGGCGUCCUUACGGGCCGCCGGCAAAGCUUGGCGUGCGGAGCAUAAAGCUGCGCGCACACUGGGAAUAAUUGUUGGAGCCUUCUUACUUUGCUGGUUACCGUUCUUUCUCUGGUAUGUGAUAACGACAGUCUGCGGUGAGCGUUGCGCAACGCCAGAUGCAGUAGUGGGCGCGCUAUUCUGGGUUGGGUACUUCAACUCGGCGCUGAAUCCACUGAUAUAUGCCUACUUCAACCGAGACUUCCGCGACGCUUUCAAAAAUACCCUCCUUUGCGCUUUACCUUGCUGUUUUCGCUGCUGCAGUUGGAAAGAUUCAGCAAACACGCAUUAUGUUUGA
Leptosia nina is the source of this 1302-nucleotide messenger RNA. The record is from the annotation of a GenBank genome assembly. Lineage: Eukaryota; Metazoa; Arthropoda; Insecta; Lepidoptera; Pieridae.